This is a messenger RNA of Pocillopora meandrina, 12375 nucleotides long. The record is from the annotation of a GenBank genome assembly. NCBI's taxonomy places the organism in Eukaryota, Metazoa, Cnidaria, Anthozoa, Scleractinia, Pocilloporidae.
AUGAUUUUGAAAAUAAUUUCUAAAGGAUUUGCGCUUCACAAAUAUGCUUACUUACGAGACCCUUGGAAUUGGUUAGAUUUUGUGGUUGUGAUUUUAGGGUAAGUAGCUUCAAUUAUCUCGACAGUGGCUCUGUUCAUUAUUAUUCAUCAUUUUAGUUUCUGAGUAAUUAACGACUGCUUUAGUUUUGGUUUCUUACGCUCCUUGAUUGGUCUAGAAAUUUGCACACCGGAAUCAGAAAUUGCAAUUACGAGCUCACUCGGGUUUUCUGUUUUCAAGGAGUUUCCAUGGUAUCAGUUAAGACCCGACUGAAUAACGUUUAUAGUUGUUAUGGUUUGUGGUUGAUCCUUCUUUGCUUUGGUACUACGAAACUUGCCCAAACUUAGUCGAACAGAGCUCAAAUAACAUAAAAUCAAUGUUAACUAAUUGAGAUCCUUAUCUUUCUUUAGGUAUGUAACACUCGCUCCUGGCGUGCUGGCAAAUCUGUCAGGGAUUAGGACGUUUCGCGUUUUUAGAGCCUUGCGGACAAUUUCAGCCGUGAAAGGUACGAUGUAUAUAAGUUUUAAAUGAACCAGGAGUUGAUGAAGAGAAAUGUGCUUAAAUAAAUGUUGUAAAGCAAACGUUCUGACCGCCCUAUAGCUUGUUUUAAAGUUGCUGUUUUAAAAGGCGUAGCUGAGGAAAAACUUAAGAAGUCGUAUACACAAGCAUGGGCAGCCAAUGUUUUUUUUUUAAUAUUCAAGGAAGUUAUGGAGGUUGCUGACAAAGACUUUGCUUAAAUUCUCUAGCAGAUGCCUUAGUCUCUAACAAUUCAUACUUUUCAUAUUUGCAGGGCUAAAAAUGAUGGUAAACACCCUCCUGGUUUCAAUGAAGAUGCUAUGGGAUGUAUUUAUUCUCACUAUGUUCUUCAUUUGCAUUUACGCACUUGUCGGAAUGCAAGUGUUUGUGGGUGUACUAAGAAAUAAAUGCGCGGAGCCUGUGCCAGAAAAUCUUCAAAUUUCGUACAAGGAUUACGCAUCCAACUCAAGUGAGUACGUCAUGUAGUUAUAACUUAAUGUCGCAUACAGGAUAAAUAAGGUCAAUCAGUAAUCAUAAAACAAACUGAACUAUAUAACUAAUUGGUUAUUUAUUUAUAUGAAACAAAUCAAGAGAGGAUCCUCGUUUGAACAAAUAGAUUCCACGUUAUCAUACGUCUGUUCUGUAACAGUAGAUCGCAGAAAAUGUCAAAAGGUGGCUAAUACAGCAUUGGCACGCUUGGCUGCCCCUCGGGUGUUACGAUUUUGUUCUAACCACAGCUUGACUUCAUCAGUGAUUUAUUAUGGGACAAACGCACUACACAUGGAAAUCGCUUGCAAGAACAGAAGUUAGACUUUGUCUUGUUAAACGAAAUGGUUUGUAUAAGUUAUUAGGCUCAUAUCUUAACAAAUCCUUGUUCAAAUAAAAUCCUUUGGUCACAUUUACAUGUUGCGCCCGUAGAUGUGUGGAUACUUGAUCCCGAUGGACAGCCUAUCGUUUGCGGAAAUAUUUCUGGUGCGAUGUAAGUGAAUAUAUUCUUCAUUUCAUAUGAGUUGAAACGAGCUGAUCGUCCUAUCAAAUUUUUGGGGGAAUCAAAGAGAGAUACGAAGCAGUGACAUAGUGUGCUAAAUGAUAUGGGAACCAAACUCAAGAAGUGUCUUGUCCCUUAUAUACAAUGCAUAUAAAUAUGUCAAAUCCUAGAGAGAAAAAUUAUAUUUCUUCACUACUUUUCUUCGACAGGCACUGCGCGGCCAAUCAGAGCUGUCUUUCUCACGCAGGCGCAAAUCCAAACUAUGGAUACACCAGCUUUGAUCACUUCGGCUGGGCCAUUAUGACGUCAUUUCAACUUGUUACCUUAGACUUCUGGGAAAAUGUGUACAAUAAUGUGAGUGAUAUAAGUUUCUGAAAUCUUACGACACACUGCGUAACAAAUGAUUCACAUCAGUUAGUUGCAUGCGAAAGUCAGUCAACCUGAUUGGCAGACAGUCGGAGAGUCAGCGAGUCAGAAAGUCCUUGUGAUAGACAAACUCAGUGGCAAACAGACACUUGGAAAGAAGCCGGGCAGUUAAUCAAUCAAGCUGAUUAAAAGUACAAGCAGACGAUCAGACAAGUAUUCAGACUAUCAGCGUUAUAAGCCACACAAUUCAAUUAAUUACUUCGAAACUGGCAGACAGAGAGUUGGUCAAACACUUAGCCUGCGUGGCUGGCAGACAUUCGGAAAUUCGUAUUUUUAUUAUGAAAGAAAGUCAGACAGACGGACAAAAUUUUACGUACAAUUUAAACUGCAUUUUUAUUUUUUCAAUGAAUAUUAUCUAACAUUAAUGCAACUAAGUACGAUAACUAAAUGAAAAUAUUAAAAACAAUAAUAGUGAUAAUGAUAAUCGCAAUAACGUAGUGUUGCCUUCUUUCAUUCUGUUGCAUUUGUUUGGUUUGUUAUACUCAAGUCACGAGUGGUAUUAACAGCUGAACAUCUCUGUCUUUUCAUCAGAUCCUAUUUGCCAUGGGUCCCUGGUCUUUAAUUUAUUUCCUAAGCAUUGUGUUGUUUGGCCGAUUUUAUCUCAUCAAUCUUGUUCUUGCUGUAGUGGCUGCAUCUUAUGAAAAUGAAGUGCAAAACUCUCGACAGGUAAGUCAUAAAAUUUUCCGGCGAAACAGUGAAAUCUGGUGUUUUAAUGCAAUCAGCGAAACCAGGAGCAUUUGACCGACUGGAAAAUUUAGGUGCGAAGUUGGACCAAAACAAAUUUUUAGAAAACGUUCUUCUGGUCUCUCCUCAAAUGGAUCAAAUAUUAUAUCUUACUCGACGCUUGCCGAUGAGGAUUAGGCCUCAAACUUCUGUUCUCUAUUAGCAAGUGGCUCUGCGUUUUUAUUAGAGAAAAAAACUGUUUGAACAUAUAAUUUCACAUUUAGGCAAAACCACCGGCAUCAUUGCUUCUGAUUGGUUAGGUAAUAAAUCUCCGCUUGUUCUUAAGCCACAAUACAGGGUAAUUUAGAUGCUUCUAAGUUAUAUGCUUCCUGCUAAACUCAAAACACGAAUCAACCAUAUGAGUAUUCGUACGAUUUAGUUCCGUAGUUCCAUAGCCCUGAAUAUAAGUUUGUCUAUGAGACAGAACAAUUAGUUUUCAAACGGGAAGCAGACGGACAGAAAUUAUUUUUUUCGUAUGGUACUGGGCAGUGACGUCAUGCUCAUCCUCCUUAGUAACAUUCUGCUCUCUUAUUUCUCAGGAUAAUGACAGCUUACGUCUCCAGCAGAAACAACAAGGCUCUUCUUUCUCACUGCACAGCCGUAGAAGUAUCAUGAGUCUCGUGUACGGAGAACAAGAUGUGGUCCUGGACGAGUCAAUUCACCGAGCCAUGUUCGAUGUGGCAGCUUAUGAUAAAACUCAUGACUCGUUGGCUCUGACGCAGGCAGAAUCUGCAUCAGUUUUCCAAAUAAAUCAAAGUGAAAGAGACUCAAAGCAAACAAAAGUUAUGAAUAAAACUGCAGAGAAUAACAAUUCCGGUGAGAGUCAUGUUAAACCUCUUAAAAAGUGCUGCUCUUGCUGCGGAGCUGGAAUCUUGUUGAAGUGUGGUUUCUGGAGACCGUUCCGGAAACACGUAAAGCGGAUCGUGGAACAUAAAAUGUUUGAGGCUGGUAUCAUCAUCAUUAUUCUGAUCAACACGCUGUUUAUGUCCCUACAAUAUCAUGGAAUGAACGAGGAUUUGGCAUUAGCAGUUGAUAUUGUUAAUCUGGUGAGUAUGCAAGCAGUCCAACUUUAUAAGCGCGAACAUUCUUAAGAAUGUAGAUGUUAAACUGAGGGAUUCUUGUUUCACAGGUUUGCACCUUCAUAUUUUUGAUGGAGAUGAUUCUGAAGUUGAUCGCUCUCAAGCCAAGUGGUUACAUCAAAAGCCGGUGGAAUAUUUUUGAUGGAGUUGUUGUUAUAAUUAGUCUCAUAGAUACGGUAUUAACUUUGUCAAACCUCAUCGACAACACAGGAACAAGUGUUCUAAGGUCUUUCAGAUUGGUAAGUACCGACUCAAAAAAUGAAAAUUUGAACAGUUAGGGGGUUUUUCUUAUGAUUCUAUUGACUCACGACACAACUGGAUGUUGUCAUUUAGUCAAGUGGGAAAUUUUAUCCCGGUUCGCGUGCUGAGAUUCCAGACCGCUCGGUUAACUAGAUGUAAUAAUUUGAGACCCAGAUCAAAACCAAAGUAUGAAAUUUUUGAAAUUUUUUAAAAGCGGAGAGUGGUGAAGUGAGGUCUCAAAAGGUGAACCAAGUCCGUUUGUUUUGAUCAUACAAGGAAGCACUCAGCCUUGGACUUAACCUUGAUACACUCUCCUUCUUCAAAAGGGCAAGAAAUAAAACUCUCGUUCCUUGAUGUUACGCAGUCGAAUAAGCUCUAGGAAACAGAUUGUUAGGCUCAAUAACAUUUUUUUUAAAUCCAUAUUUAAGUUUGGAGGCUUAAAUUUAAAGUAGUUUGUCAAAAGAAGCAAAAUAUAUCAGUUUCCUUCAGCUGAUAAUGUUUACUUGAGAAUCGCGUCCAACGGGAUAAAGCAAAACUUUUUUUUUUCGUAGCGCGCGUUUGCCUCACAAUAUUUAAAUCUUUCUGAAACCAAUAAAUAAGAGUGUUUUUCUUUAUCUUGAAUCUUGUAGGUCCGCAUUCUAAAGCUCGCUAAAUCCUGGAGUACGAUGUCCAGUCUGUUGGCCACCAUAGGUCAAAGUCUGGGAGCUCUUGCCAAUCUGUCCGUCAUAUUAGCCAUCAUCAUUUAUAUCUUCGCUGUGGUCGGAAUGCAGUUAUUUGGUUCAUCUUACACAGCGGAUAAAUUCGAUGGUGAAGUCCCUCGGUGGAGAUUUACAGAUUUCUGGCAUUCGUUUCUGUUAAUAUUUCGGAUUAUUUGCGGGGAGUGGAUUGAGCCUCUAUGGGACUGCAUGAGAGCUGCAGGACCCGCUUCUAUCAUACUCUUCAUACCAGCUUUUCUUUUAGGACACUUUAUUGUGAGUAAAUUAAUUACGGCAAGGUCACAUGUCUCCAUGCGCAAUGAAAGAAAGGACAUGUUAUCAUGUAAACGGAAAUGAAAUACGGGAAUCCGAUCUUUUGCGGUUAAGGUGUUCAAAAAUCGUUAUCCGAGGGUAUUUUACAGACAAUUCUAAACAUGGACAUUUUAAAACUGCUAAAUGCUGUGAAGUCGAACUUCCCAAUGCGUUUUACCCUUUGAUGAUGUAUCGAUGAAAUUCAGAACCUUUUUUUCUGACACAUUAAUUCUCCUAGAAGCUCUGUUUUGUUCUCACACUCUAAAAGGUCGUGUUAUUCUUUCCAUAAGUUUGACAAAUUGCUUUUUACGAUCGAUAACAGUGCAUUUUAUUUCAGAUCCUUAAUCUUUUCUUGGCACUGCUACUGAGUUCGUUUGCUGGCCAAGCCUCGCUGUCUUCCGCUCGAGGAAACAAAAAGAACCGUAUCUUAGGUCGGCUGAGGAAAGUUGUAAUUGCAUCCAACUUUAUAAAAAGGAUGAAAUCCAAGGUGUGGCCCGCUCCGAACAAAGACACACAAACAGAUGAGGUGAUAGAAAGUAAGCGAACUUAAACAACCAAACUAUUACACUACUCUUCACAUGAACUCAAUUUAUAAUGAAGAAAGAAUGUGCUUUCUCUCUUUAUUCGACAACCGAACCUAAAACCAACCAUCUUUUUUGUUCUGUUACUCUCAAGACGCUUUCAACAUUGUUGAUUUUAUAAGUAUGCGGAACGUUCAUCACAUAUGAACAUUUUCCAUGGCCUGCUUCAUCAACGAACUCACUGUGGUUCAGUUGGUAAAACGUCCCGACGCGAAAUUCGGGGGUCUAAGACUUGAUUUUUCGUCGAGGACUCAGAUGUAUUGACUAGCUAUUACUUUUAAUGAUUUAAGGAACAGGGAGUUGAUUGCGAUAGAUAAAAAGUGCUGACGAAUUUUGCAUGGGAGUAAAGCUGUGUUCCGACGAAGGGUUUCUGCUCAGAACGUCAGCCUUUCAAAAUUUGGUUUCAUUUUAUAUUUACACCAAAAAAAUUGUCUUUUAGUCGGUAACGGCCAUGCAGAAGCAAUUAGUCAAGCAUCGAGGAAAGCUUCUUGUGUGACAAGCCCGAAUGAUCCGCCAUCAAGACGAGUGUGUUGUUGUUCGCUGAACAUUCGGGAAUACGAAGUCGACAGCUGUUUUCCGACGAUACACGGCUGCUGCACGAAGUUUGAUGAGACAACUUGUCACGUGAUUUGGAUCUGGAUUCGUUACAAGGUGAAAUGCUUUGUGGAACACAAGUACUUUGAAUGGUUCAUAGUGUUUCUGAUUGCAGCGAGCAGCAUUGCAUUGGUAAGUGAAAUUUUUCUUAUGCGAGACAUAGAAACACUUACUUCUUUACUAAAUAGCGAUCAGAUAAUGUUAAAACAACGAAUGGUUUGAAAUUAUGAACAAGUGAUGAUAUAUUCAUAAACUCACAAUGAGAUUGGGAACACAAAAACAGUGUUUACGAUAUACUGCCUAGUGCGCACGAAUGACUAUGGAUCGCCGCUGGAACAAAAAGGAGCGAGAAAAACAAGCCAUUUCUGUAAACACAAUUAACUAAAAAAAAAACACCCCCUUCCUAUGCUUAAAUAUUUAGACAAGUAGAUAAAAAACAACCGCAGCUGUCUCCGACAAGAUGUUUAGACAUUCCUUUCUUUCUCAGUGAAAAUAUCGAUUCCAUACAUAAUUCCCUUUAUAAUGUUUCUUUAGGACAUAGCUUCUGGUAUGUUUUCUAGUUGUGUGGUUGUAUGUGUGUGUGGGGGGGGAAGGAGGGAUGGGAUGGGGACAGGGAAUGGUAGGUAGAGAAAAAUAGGGGAGCUAUCGUUAUGAUUCGGUUUUCAGGUAAAAGAAAUUGAACAAUCAGUCCAAAAAUUGGUCUUAAAGUGUCAUAAACGUUUUGUUUAAGGUCUGUGGCAUAAAAGGCAUUUUCUAUAACCGAUAUAUCGAUGUAACCGAUAUUUUCAAAUUUCGUCUUCGAACUAUAGUUCGAAGACGAAAUUUGAAUUAGAAAGACGAACCUUAAAGCCAAUUACGUACCAAAGUUUUUCAAUAAUUAUUGGUAAACAUUUCUUUCGUAGGCUUUUGAGGAUGUGCACUUAGACAGCAGACCGAUAUUAAAGGAAGUGUUGAGGGUCUUAAAUAUCUUCUUUGCUAUUGUGUUUGUGCUUGAAUUUAUCCUCAAACUCAUCGGUCUCGGCUUCACCACAUAUUUCUCAAGCGCCUGGAACUGGCUUGACGUCGCGAUUAUUGUGGUAAGUAAAUUUACCUUAUGAUGAACAUUUCUAGGUGUAAAAACUGCGCUCAAAGGCAAAUUCUAGGUCGGAUCGUAUAUCAGAUCUUGCCAUUUUUAAUCUCUUGUUUCCGAGGUUAGAGGAUCUAAAUUUCAUUCAUUAGUUUCUUUCCAGCCCAUCUCGUUCACUAUUGCUCCGCUCUGUUUAUCGAGAAAAGCUUCUCCUUUUAAUAGGGCUGCUCUAUGACACAUUUAAAUAAAAUUUAUAUUUGUUUUGUCAUCGAAAGAGUUAUCCAGCUCCCCCAGGCUAUUUUGCUUAAGAAAGUUAUACAGUAUAGACUUCAUUUCAGCUUUUGAGGAUCACCAAGUAGGUAUCCAUUUUGACCGAUUUGCAGCACGGCAAAAACAAUCUCCUGCCCUCUCACGUCAUUCUCAUUCCUUCCUCAUUUAUGUGAUUAAAUUUCCUUAAUUUAACUUAUCCGCUUAACUUUUCUUAAAGGUUUCUCUUAUCGCUCUGUUUGGUAACGAGGAGGUCAUGUCUAUUCGGUCCUUGAGGACGUUAAGAGCUCUGCGACCACUAAGGGCGAUCUCUAGAUUUGAAAGAAUGAGGGUGAGUUAUCUUAUGUUUUUAUUCAGACAAGUUUUACAAUAACACGUUGGCCUUUUUAUCUUAGUUCGAGCCUAGAAAAAGAGGUUCAUUUUCAGAAGAGAUCGCUCAUUAUUUCCCUUUUCCGGGGAAAUUUUGUUUUCGAAUGUUCUCGUCGAUCGACAGAUCUGGAAUGUGUGAGCUAACCUUCCUGAUGAUCUCACUUGACCUUCUUGCUAAUACUGUAAUCCAUGCGACAGUACAAUGUCUUCAGUUCAACAAAAUGACUAAUGUAUGAUCUAAAUUUGCUGCGCGUGUCGCAAAAAUUAGAGGGAAACAGUUAUCCCCAUUUUGUUCAUGUAACCAGCACGUAUAUAUUUCGCUUCUCAGGUGGUUAUCAGCUCUCUGUUUCACGCCAUACCUGGGAUUGCCAACGUUCUGCUGGUGUGCUUGGUAUUCUGGCUGAUAUUCAGCAUCAUGGGAGUCAAUCUUUUUGGCGGGAAAUUCUACAAGUGUGUUGACGCGCGCGGCGUCAAAUAUGACGCUUCUGUGGUGCCAAAUAAGACCGUAUGCCUUCAGAGGGGAGACCGCUGGAUUAACUCUAAUGUCAACUUUGAUAAUUCUGGAAACGGAUUCCUAGUCCUUCUUCAAGUAGUAAGCUGAAUAUUUUUUGUAAAAUCGUUGAAAAAAAAGGAUUUAUUUGGUUGUAUUUCUAUGCGUUUUUCGGAUUAUUUCAUUAAUUGUGUGAUGGUCUCAUGUGACGCGUGAAUUUAGGUCGCAAAGACAGUUAGCCACGUCAGUUAUAAUUCUUUUAAUUGUUCAUAUCAUAUUCUCAGGCUACUUUUGAAGGAUGGAUGGAGAUAAUGGAGGACGCUAUUGAUGCCACUAAAGUAAGAAACAUCGACUCUGUCUUGCCUCUGCUGGUUUACAUCGACAGAUUUAAACAGCACGCCACGUGAUUUCCUUUAAGUUAUGACCGCAUUCAUUCUGUUUAAGAACAGUGUAAUCAGACUGAAACAAGGCCGUAAAUCAUAUGUGCUUGCAAACCUUGUAAAUUAACCGCUCCACCUACCGAUAUAUUAUCUCCUUGUUUUACAAGUUUUAUUUUUCCAUUGAAAUGAUACAUUCACCCUUUCAACAUCGCAUGGACAUGUUUUUCUUCACUUUAAGUGUCAAUGCAGAAAACCGAUAAGUGAGAAUUGAAAAAAUCAUUAGAUAGGGAGUGUCAUUUUGAAAAGUUCGUAAAUUCUCUUAAAUUAUAUACUUGGAAAUGCUCAGCAGUUGGAGAGGAGAAUUGGGAAUCUGAUCUUAAGACUGACUUAAAUUAAAGGGUUACUGGGUUACUAUUAUUCCUGGCUUGUAGGUAGAUCAACAACCCGUGAGGGAAAACAACAUGGCGGCAUACUUGUAUUUCAUCGUUUUCAUCAUCUCUGGAUCUUUUUUCAUCUUAAAUCUCUUCAUCGGUGUCAUUAUUGACAACUUCAAUCAUCUCAAGCAACAGGUAAGUAAACUUCUAUCUUAUCAAUGUACAAACCCUGCCUGAGUGUUCUUCUCUUCCGGGAUAAGAGAAGACCAGUAAAAUAAGUUAACUUAACUCAAGCUUCAUUUUUAUGAUUUGUAUAUUAUUAGACUAUACAUGUCAUUUAGCUGACUUGCUAAGAUCCUAGACACUGAGAGAGAAAGGUCUUGUAAAAGAUUUGAUUUUUUUUUCAUGUUCUACCAACAAUACGCGACAAAACUGUUUUGAAUAGGACCUUUGAUGCAUUAAACAACGUGAAUGUUUUCUCCACGCUAUAAACUGUUGCAGUGCAAAAUGUCCCCAUGUGCCCGCGUUCAAGAAAAUAAACAGGCCAAAAGAAAAGAAAACUCUCAGAAAUCGCAAGGUUUUUGUAACUGACUCUAAAUGCUGAGCUGCCCUUACCAUGCUUUCCAUCAAGGUGAGAAACAUAUUUUUGAUUUUUUUUUCCACAGAUGGAGGUUUGUGGCUCUGUCCAUAUCUUUCUUACACCAAACCAGAGAAGCUGGAUGAAUGCGAUAAAAAAUGCUGCAGCUAUAAAACCAAAGAAGAAAGUUGAAAGACCACAGGUAACGACAGAGAAAAGUUGGAACUUCUGCUGUUUGGCUCAAUACUUAACAUCACAUCUUCCUUGUCUGUGUUUAUGUCGUAAAAUGUGAAGGAAGGGGGGGGGGAGGGUAACCCGCGAUGGAGUAGCAUCCCAUCCAGUGACGAGUACCACUGACUCCUGUCAACAAUUAUGUUUUUGCAGAAUCGCUAUCAAGCAGUGGUGUUUGAUAUGGUGGAAAAUCGAAAGUUUGAGAUCUUUAUCAUCCUGGUGAUCACAGUGAACAUGAUAGUUAUGAUGGUACAACACUAUGGCCAGCCCCCACAAGUCACACGGGUGCUCGAUAUCCUUUGUCAAAAAUAAUCCUUCUUUACUUUAUAACUUAUGAGUAUUUUGCGACAAGGAGAAUAGAGGCUGCACACUUUUAAUGAAACACACUAAUCGACCAAUUAGCGUGCGAGAGGUUUCUUACUUAUAGUUAGAAAAACCUGGCGGGAUUUUUUUAUAGCAUGCAACUAAUUAUAAGUUAGUGAAUCAUAUUUCUUAGCUGUAAAUAUACGAUAUUUUCCUUAAUAAGAGACUGCCAUGUGCGUCCAUCACAUAUCUUCAAUAUCAUUUUCACCUGUAUUUUCAUCAUUGAGGCCCUGUUGCGAAUCAUUGCCCUACGAUGGGGAUAUUUCCUACAGCGCUGGAAUGUGUUUGACUUCGUCAUUGUUUUACUCUCCAUAGUGGGUAAGUAAAUUAUUGGCAACCUUUGAUUUUUUUCAGUUACAGCACAGCUGCUCCUUUUGCAAGUGUCGACAAGCUGCAACAUUACAAAGGUCUCGUCAUUCCGAGAAAAUUUCAUGAUAAAUUAAAAAAAACUGCACAGAUUUGUGUGACUGGGGGUAUGGGCUUCUACCGAUAUUCGCUCAACGCGGUCUUUAAAUAGGAAUAAUUUAAUAACUUCGUCUCUCCGAUACUUUCAGCCUCAUUUAUCUCAAACCCUUUGUAACUCGUGUCCGAAAAUCUUUUUCGCGAUCAGGAUUAUUCUCUCUUCAAGAGAUUAUAAACAGUUUAUAAGCUCUUGCUCUCUUAUAAUAUUUUAGAUUUUGUUAGCUGAUUUGGAAAAAAAAAUUUGUCCUUGUCGGUGUGCGCAGAUUUUUUACGUCCCACUUUCGACCCGGAGUGGCACUAUCUCAUACAUUUCUUCAUUUGUCUUUAUGAUUCAGGUAUAAUAGUGGAGAGCUUAAACAAAACAGGAAUCAUCAUAACACCUAAUUUACUGCGCGUUGUUCGCGUAUUCCGAGUUGGAAGACUACUACGCUUCUUUGAGAAAGCUAAGGGGAUUCGACGAUUAAUGUUUUCAUUACUUGUUUCCUUGCCAGCUCUCUUCAAUGUGGGUGCCAUACUUUUUCUUAUUGUGUUUAUCUACGCCAUUAUUGGGAUGUCAUUCUUCGCGCAUGUCAAGAAGACAGGAGCGUUAAAUGAAGUGGUUAAUUUUGAAACCUUUUUAAACUCGAUGUUGUUGAUUUUUCGUCUGAUGACAGCAGCGGGCUGGAACGAUGUUUUAGAGCCCUUAAUGAUAAAACCGCCCGACUGUGAUCCAAAUUAUAAAGGACUUUCCAACGGAAACUGCGGAAAUGGUUGGAUUGCUGUUUGCUAUUUUUCCAGUUUUAUCGUAAUUAUUUUUCUAGUUCUUAUUAACAUGUAUGUGGCGGUUGUAUUGGAAAAUUACAACAAUGUCAUGGAGCAGGAAAAGAUAGGAAUUACCGGAGAGGAUGUAGACUUGUUUUAUCAGCACUGGAAAUUGUAUGACCCCGAUGGCACCCAGUAUAUUUAUUACAAGGAUCUUUCAGACUUUCUGCACACCUUAGGAGGAAACUUGAAGAUUAAGAAGCCAAACAAGGCCGCAUGCGCAUUGCUGAACAUACCGCUGUACGAAGACGACAAGAUUUUCUGUCUGCACUUGUUGCAAGUUUUGGUGAAGAGAGUUGUAGCCGGAUACGAAGAUAGCAACUCCGAGGAGUUUAACAUGGUCAUGAAACGAAUGGAAGAAAGAUUUAAAACUAAUUUUCCCGCUACUAAUGAGAACCGUCCAACCAUCACGACAAUGGACAAAAAGCGACAGAUUGCGGCUGCGAGGGUCAUAACACGUGCUAUCAGAAGAUAUCGAGAGAGGAAACGGAGAGAAGCUUUCAGACUAAGCCUUGGUGAGACAAAAAGUUCAGUAGAUAUGGGAAUGAUCCCGCACUUAGGGGAAACAAAAAGCCGUGUAGCCGCCUUAGUUUUAACUGAGAAGAGACUGAGUGAUUCUCUCCCCGACUUAUGCAAAAGUUCUCGCCAGGCAGGCAGAGAAAAAUACAAAGUAACUAUAACAAGGACGCCUUCAUUCGACAGAGCCGUUUUCAACAGAGAGGAGGUCUUGAGACAAGAAGCACUUGUUAAUGCUCCGCUAAAGAACGAAAAAGUAUCGGAACAACCUAAAAGUUACGAAAAGUGA